Messenger RNA from Sinocyclocheilus rhinocerous, 852 nucleotides. Its product is annotated as olfactory receptor 146-like. Gene Ontology annotation, molecular function: olfactory receptor activity; odorant binding. The transcript has 3 exons. Bases 1 to 852 code for a protein of 283 amino acids. The record is from RefSeq and is a predicted model, not a curated record. Gene Ontology annotation, cellular component: membrane. Gene Ontology annotation, biological process: detection of chemical stimulus involved in sensory perception of smell; G protein-coupled receptor signaling pathway. NCBI's taxonomy places the organism in Eukaryota, Metazoa, Chordata, Actinopteri, Cypriniformes, Cyprinidae.
AUGGACAACCUCACAUUUAGACACAGCAUUCUCCUUGUGGAGGGACUCAAAGUUACACAUCAGUCCUCCUACCCUGUUUUUAUUGUGCUUUUCUUAGCUUAUAUUUUUACAAUUGUAUCAAACAUUACACUUAUAUUUAUGAUUUCAACAGAGAAGAAUCUGCAUGACCCUAUGCAUUUUCUGUUCUGUAACUUGCCAAUAAAUGAUGUAAUAGGAACCACUGUCAUUUUGCCACGCUUAAUGCAAGAUAUUUUGAGAGAAGCCUCAGAGCGUUAUAUUACAUAUAUGGAAUGUGUUAUUCAAGCUUAUUUUGUGCAUGUAUUUACAGCGGCAUGUCACUAUGUGUUAAUGAUAGGUCUGACUCUUCGUCUGUCUCACUGCAGAUCAACAAUUGAAAACCCUUUCUGUGAUAAUGCCUCACUUUUUAAACUGUCCUGUGAAAAUGUAGCUAUUAACAACGCAUUUGGAGUUAUUUAUUCCGUAAUUGUAGCCUGUCUGUCAGCAGUGUCUAUAUUUAUAACAUAUGUCAAUAUUGCUGUUCUGUGUAUAAGGAGCAAAAACAAAGCACUCAACAGCAAAGCCAUAAAAACCUGUAGCACCCAUUUAGCUGUUUAUUUAAUCAUGUUUAUUUCUGGAGCCAUUUUUAUUUUUCUUCAUCGUUUCCCUGAAUACUCUGAAAGUAGAAAACUAGGUAGUAUAAUGUUUCACAUUAUUCCACCAGGAUUAAAUCCCUUAGUAUACGGUUUACAAACCAAAGAGAUAAGACAUAAGAUUGUUAAAUCAGCCAUCUCCACACCUUUCGACACCUACGAUUCGCUGCUGGAAGGAAUGAUGGAGAUGUGGAUAACAUAA